This is a messenger RNA of Cuscuta europaea, 1205 nucleotides long. NCBI's taxonomy places the organism in Eukaryota, Viridiplantae, Streptophyta, Magnoliopsida, Solanales, Convolvulaceae. The record is from the annotation of a GenBank genome assembly.
UUGUUUUUAUAUUAUUAUUACAGUUUUAUCUUAAUAAUAAUAUAAUAAUUAUAUUUUUAACAAUAAUAAUAAUGCACGAUAAAAAAACAAUAAUAAUAAUGUUUUAAAGGGAAAUAAUAAUGUUAUAAACAAGCAUUGUAUUUUGUAUGGGAGCUCCCCCAAUACACCCUCCUAAGCUUGAACAAAGAAGUAAAUCAAGAAAGGAGAUAUGCAGAAAAUGAUGCUCGCCAGAUCGUUGCUCCGAUGCUUUUACCGAAGAUCUCCAAUUUCGUCCCCUUACGCUGCCGCUGUCGCCGACGCAGUCAACCACCACACCUUCCGUCACCUUCAUUUUAAUCCCCCUUCUUUUCCGAAACCUGUUCUUCCCGAAUGCCUUCAUCCAUCUGCAUUGACACCCGGAAGUGUACGUUAUUUCAGCGAGGAUCUGAGCCAUAUGCCCAGUAUACAUGAUGAAGAAAUCAAGUGUGCUUUUAAAGAUUUAAUGGCCGCAAGCUGGGAUGAGAUCCCAGAAGCUGUUAUCGACGAAACAAAGAAGGCAUUAUCCAAAAGUACUGAUGACAAGGUUGGCCAGGAGGCAUUGGCUAACGUUUUCCGUGCAGCAGAGGCCAUUGAGGAGUUCAUCGGCAUCGUAAUAAACUUGAAAAUGGCAAUUGAUGAUGCUAUUGGGUUAAGUGGUGAGAAUGUGAAGCCUAUGCCAAAACACAUGGUGACUGCACUUAAUACAAUCUUCCAACGUUAUAAUACAUAUCUGAAUGCCUUCGGGCCGGAUGAGGGAUAUUUAAAGAAGAAAGUUGAGACUGAACUGGGGAGUAGCCUGAUAUUCUUAAAGAUGAGGUGCAGUGGCUUAGAGUCUGAUUGGGGAAAGGUCACAGUUCUUGGGACAUCUGGACUUGCUGGUUCUUAUGUUGAGCAAAGGGCAUAAAACAGCUUCUGUUGACCUAGACUUACGUGUUGUUUUAAUAAUGUCAUUUCAGUUUUUGAGCUAACUGGUUGAAUGUAAUUUGCUAUAUUGCAAUCAGCUUCUAGCAAAUUGAAGAUUUCAGACCUUAAAACAGCUUGGAGAUAAUAAUGAGCGGAUUAUUUCACACCUGGAUGAACCCUUUUGUCAAAUCUUAUUAUAUGAAUAAUUUUUGCCUAGAUGCAGUAGUUCUGGACAGUUUGAUAUUGAUGAAAGAAAUGUUCCAUUAUUUUAUGAGGUUGCUCUC